CUUGAACACAAGAUAAUCUAUUCUGUAAUGGCGGCAUAGAAAGUGCACCGUCUCUUUGUACUCUACAAUUUUGCACGAAGUAUUUGAUCACGGGUUAUACCCCUCUUUACAAAUCAGUUACUCACUGAUGCAUUUACAAAGUCAGCAGUUAAAAAGAGCAGCAAAACGAUGAUCUUCUCUUUUGUUCCCUUGUGAUAGGCCUAUGGUAAAUGACAGUGAUAUGCCCUCAAAUUUUCUAAUCAGUAAAGAUGAACGUCGACGUAUUCUCCGUCAAACAAAGGAUUGGAAUAAAGCUCUCCUUCCUAAUGGAAAGUUAGCGCUUGAACCAUGCUUUGUUCACCAGUCUGUUCCUGAUAUAAUACCAAUCUUUAACAUAUCAGAAAAUGCAACAAUAAAUGAUGAUAGCGAAGCAACAUAUUCAUAUCACCAACAGCAGAGGAAAGCAACUCACCUGUGCAUGCAAACAAAAACCUAUUGGACCAGAAACUUGUUUUAUUCGGGCAUUGCUGAUCCCUCCGAUACUCAAACUUUGAAAGCUUUAAAAUUCUGCACAACAGUAUUUAAAGAUGAUGGUGAGCUGAAGCGAAUCAUGUCCGUCAAAAGGAAAAAGGAUCUUCAUCGUCUACGCUAUCAAACAAAAGCAGUAAUAGACUUGACAGACAUCGCAAGAUUAACUUCAGGUUUUGAAAACUAUUUGAAAGAAGCUAUGGAAGCUUGGCCUGAAGAACCUAAGACUUCCUGGAAUAGGUUGGUGCGAAUAUGGAAGAGAUAUGGAUUUUUAUGGCCAGAAAAGCUUUAUUUGGGUAUGUAAGGUGUUAUGAGUUUGGCGGGUUUAUUCUCUUUCUUCUAGCAAAGAUCUCCUUAUUGAAGAAAGCUGUUUUAUGAAAAGCUACCAUUUUUAGAGCAGAGUAGGCCUUCCGAGGAUUAUGUUAUUGUUUGUCGCGCAAAAUUACGGCCUAUUCAUGAGUUUUUUCCAGACAUAUAUGCUGAUCAGAAGCAGUACAUUGAAGCCAUUAU
Mycotypha africana is the source of this 1017-nucleotide messenger RNA. RefSeq lists its product as uncharacterized. The transcript has 3 exons. The record is from RefSeq and is a predicted model, not a curated record. Bases 203 to 811 code for a protein of 202 amino acids. NCBI's taxonomy places the organism in Eukaryota, Fungi, Mucoromycota, Mucoromycetes, Mucorales, Mycotyphaceae.